AUGCCUUUAGGACCGACCCGCCGUCUCAUACUGCUGCUCAUCCUGGGAGCUGGCAUAUGCUCCGUCUUGUACAUCUCGUCCUUCCGACCACCCAUCGCAAGUCGCCCGGGAGGCAUCGCCAAUCCCGCCCAGGCACCGCACGACAUCGGCAGCGCUACCCUGACCGGACCCGCCAUCGCCCCCAAGCUUGGGAACGAGACAGCAAAGGCGGAGCUAGGCAACGCCGCGUGGAAGCUCCUGCACACGACCUUUGCACGCUUUCCCGACAACCCCACCCCGGACGAGCAGGUUGCGUUGAAGUCCUACAUCCAUCUGUUCCAGCGCCUGUACCCAUGUGGCGAAUGCGCCCAGCACUUUUCGAAGAUCCUCGAGAAAUUCCCGCCUCAGGUGUCGUCACGGUCGGCGGCGGCGGCAUGGGGCUGCCACGUCCACAACGAGGUCAACCAGCGACUGAAGAAAGACAUUUUUGACUGCUCCAAGAUCGGGGACUUCUACGAUUGCGGAUGCGCCGACGCCGACGAGGAUGAGGUGAGCGGCAAGAAGGACAGCACAGUGAGCGCCCACGAAAAGCCCGACAUGCCGGCGGACAGAGUCGAGAAGCUGAGCGGCGAUAACGGGAGGGAAGUUGAUCUAGCAGGCAUUCUGAACGGCGAGAAACCGCUCGAGCUGGAGAAGGAGGGGUGA
Diplodia corticola is the source of this 684-nucleotide messenger RNA. Its product is annotated as erv1 alr family protein. Bases 1 to 684 code for a protein of 227 amino acids. The record is from RefSeq and is a predicted model, not a curated record. Gene Ontology annotation, molecular function: flavin-dependent sulfhydryl oxidase activity; flavin adenine dinucleotide binding. The transcript is spliced from 3 exons. Gene Ontology annotation, cellular component: mitochondrion. Lineage: Eukaryota; Fungi; Ascomycota; Dothideomycetes; Botryosphaeriales; Botryosphaeriaceae.